GUAUUUCUAUCGCAAUGCUGCCCUCUACUGAAGUCCAGUAUGUUUCUAAGCGGACUCCUGCUGCUCUUUCUGCUUCCUGAUUGGACAGAAGCCAUUGAAGGUGACACUGUGGACAUCAAUACUCUCGCACGUAUUAUUGAUUUCUUCGAGCAAAACUAUAAGAGAGUUGAUAAAGAUGGACAUCCUCGUCAGUACGCUACAGCCAUCAAUGUGCCGAAGCAUCAGUGUCAACAGAACUUCGAUCAGAACAACUUUCUGACUCAAGAGAAUGCAGUGAAUGUGAAAAAUGCUAUUACUGAUGAAACAAACGCACUUUACCAAGGUGCAGAACUCAUCGCUGCAGGAACUAAAAAAGAAGGAUUCAACAUACAUUCAGAGUCUCUCCUGCUGAAUCCUGCUGACAACUCGCCCAUGACCAAACUACUGAAUAAAAGAAAAGACGGCUGCUCUGUUUUCUACACGUUUGAGUCUCCCUGUGUUGACUCAUGUUUGAAUGAGACAAGGGACCACAACAUUUUAAAGGCCCUGAAGAACUGGAAAGAACACAGUGGAAUUAAAGCUUUUGUUUUCAAGAAUAUCUGGAAGCAUGACGAUGGAAAAGAUCUUCAACCCGAAUUUAAGAAGAUUGUGGCUCAUGUUCCUCUCUACCGCUGUGUGAGUAAGAAACAGUGUUAUGCUUGUAAAGGGGAAGGAAACACUCCCAUAAACGCACACUGUUUGCCUCCAAAAAGAUCAAAGAUGAAUUGUAACAGUUCUGUGAGUUUAUUAAAUCUUUAUUAAGAUCUGCUAUCUUUUGUUUUUAAAUUCAAUAUGGAUAAAUGAACUACUAAAAUGCAUUUAAAAAUGAAAAACAAAUAAAAUACUUCCACUUGGAAAACAUUUGCUUUACAUUUAUUCAUUUACUCCAAUCUUACUCUACUCCAAUCUUAAAAAUCCUCUUUUGUAAGAUUGGAGUAGGCUAUGGGCUGCAGUAAUGCACAUAAACACACUCACAGUUCUCGUGAAAAUAUCAAAGAGGAGGAUUUCAGAAAGCAUGUGGUGUAACCUACACGUCAUGCUACACUUUUGCUAAAUAACAGGGUCUUCAGCCAGCUGCAGCAAACGCCUGAAGACUUAACGUAAGGGAUUGUUGCAACCAGGCCUUGGACAGUACUGCUGAUUAUUAAGACUGGAAGACAGUUAUUAUAUUCCAUAGACACAACUCCUGUAAAGUUUCAGGAGUGACAACCACAUUUAAAUGCUGCAUAAAAUCAAAAUGAACACUACUUUAGUAGUUGUUGGAUAUUGGUUGGGACAAGUCAUAGCGUUUCUACUAAAUUCUACACCCUUGAAAAUCAUAACAAGCAAUGCACAACUUUGGAAACUAUAGUUCUCUCCUUAAAUAUGAAGAGGUCAAGCAACAGAUUAAUAAAUUAAUCCAAAUUUCACAAAACGUUUAUGGGCGUACUUAUAAUAUGAGUUAGACACUGAAGUGAGUUGCUGUCACUCUUCUGAGGAAGAUGCAUUCACUUGUUUUGGCAAUGCACCCAGAAAGAGAAAUUUUGGUUAGAUUUUUAAAAUUUGAUCCAAUCUCAUUUUGUAAGAGACUUUUCUUUCUGUUUUGAAGAUGUUUUCUUUGGAUUGUUUGACUACUCGUAAGAGAAGGAAAAUAUAACUUAAUUAAUUUGUGUUUCCUGCUAGCUAAGUUUCACAUACGUAAGCAAAAAACAAACAAACAAACAAAGUUACUACCCUUUUACUAAAAUAAAACCAUGGUUAAUUUUCUUAAAGGAUUUGUGUUUGUGUAUUCUUUCUUUCUUUCUUUCUUUUUCUUUUGUUUUAUAACUGUACUACCUUAAUGGUUUGAUGUUUUGUAGUGUUUAU
Molecule: messenger RNA, 1863 nt
Organism: Onychostoma macrolepis
Lineage: Eukaryota; Metazoa; Chordata; Actinopteri; Cypriniformes; Cyprinidae
Exons: 3
Coding region: 40-780 (246 amino acids)
Source: RefSeq, a predicted model, not a curated record